This is a messenger RNA of Mercenaria mercenaria, 3346 nucleotides long. RefSeq lists its product as uncharacterized. The record is from RefSeq and is a predicted model, not a curated record. The transcript has 9 exons. Bases 96 to 1664 code for a protein of 522 amino acids. Gene Ontology annotation, biological process: mitophagy by internal vacuole formation; mitochondrial protein catabolic process. Gene Ontology annotation, cellular component: mitochondrial outer membrane. Lineage: Eukaryota; Metazoa; Mollusca; Bivalvia; Venerida; Veneridae.
CGAUUGCCUCCCUUAUAUAACUGAAUACCUUCCUGGUUUACACUACAAAGAAAUAACAACAUAAUAGUUGUUAUUCUAAAGAACUUUGGGAGGAAAUGCCGCCGUUUCAGGAAAUAAGUCAACAGAUUCCUGAUUCGGAAAGAGAGGUAACACAAUGGGCAAGAGAACAUAUAACAUCUUUCAAACACGAUAUUGAUACUAUGAAGCUGCAAGCAAAAACCAUUUUGAAGGAAGUGGAUAAAUUGUCGAAAGAACAAGAUAAUAUAGAAAGAAAAUCUAAGAAAGGGAGAAGCAAAGAGCUUCAUGGGUGUAUUGACAAGUAUCAAGAUAGUAUUUCGAGCGUGCAGAAAGCAUGUGAGAAGAUAUCUGGGAUUGUGGAUAACAAAACACCUAACGUACCUCUGAUUGACAGACGUUCAACAUAUGACGGUAGAGGAGGCAAGAACAGGAAUACAUCUUCAUUUGGUGAUCAGCCAGAAUGCAACCUUUGUUACAGAAAAACAGCUGAAAUCAUGAAGCUUCAGGCAGAUCUGGAAAGAAUGAAAGACGACAUGAAAAGAAAAGAAGCUGAGUAUAAAGAAAGCCGAAGAAGAAUCCAAUACGAAAAUGAAAGGCUUCAUAGUCAACUGCAGAAAGAAGUUGAAGCGAAGGAGGAAGCCCUAAAAAGGUUAAGUUCAAUGGCUUCCAGCAAACUGCGUGACAACAAUCCAAACAUCACUGACCUAAGUGACCAGAACAGACCUACUAAAAUAGCAGAGCGUUUGUCAGAGUUGUACGACAAUCAGUGGACGGAUGCAUUUGAUGCGUUAGAGGGUUCUAUGCCAGAAAGACAGAUAAUACAGACUCUGCUGGACAUAUUACUGAAAGUGUAUGAAGAAUGUUGCAAACUUUCGAGUGAAAAUUUUUACGAGAGGAUCCAGAACUGCAUUGAAUCUCCACUUGAGCCGAGGAGCAAACGACCUACGACAGUGGUCUUAUCUGAACAGCUGAAACAACAAAUUAAAGAAUUUCGCAAGACCCGAGCUGCAAUUGUUAUCAAAGACAUAGAAAGGGUAAUUACACCAAAACUUCAGAUACCUUACAGUCAUUUAAAUGCGGUACAAACGUACAUAUCACACUGUGUAUGGAUCGGAUGGUAUUGUGCCGUCCAGGAUCCUCCACUAGUAUUGAGUGUAUCUUCGUCAAGUAAGUUUGAUACUAUUUUGUUCAAAGACUACACAAGCCGUGGUCGCUACGUUCAGUUCGUAGUCUGGCCUGCUUUAUACCUACAUGAAGGCGGACCUCUGUUGUCUAAAGGUGUUGCACAAGGUUGUGACAAUCAACCAGAGAACAAUACAGUGAUUACAACAGGCAUUGCAGACAAUAAGAUACAAUUGACAAGACACCAAGCGCAACCGAAGCAAGCACCCGUAUAUAGCCGAAAUUACGGUACGAAUGCGAGGCAUGUCGCGACAUUUAACGUGGGUAAUACACGACAGACACGACAAACAGGUCAAAGUUUAGAAUCGCAAUAUGCUUAUGGUCGAGGAAGAAGAAGAGAAGGCCAUCCGAUGGCACACACGGUAUACACGCCACCUGCUCAUAUCCAAGCUGGACAAGGCCAUGCCAUAUACAGUAACAGACAAGCUGGGGUUGUAAAUGAACGUCAGUCGACAAUGAUUUGAUUUAGUUCUUGUACGGAGGAACUUUGAUUAAAGAAUAUCAAAUUCAGAAUACUCCUUGUUACUGUGUAUGGCAUGAACAGUUGAACAGAGAUACCAAUGUUAAUGCUUUUAUUAUUGUACAUGUAGAAAUAAGUAGCUUUCUCUACACUUACUGAUUUUAGUCAAAUUUCAAAGUCUAUUGAGUUGAACAAUACUGUUGUUUAUGAGGUAGUGGUUGUUCUAAAGCCACGGACAUAUCUACUUGAAUCAUUUUUUUUCCACAAUUCGUGGUAGGUUGUUAUUCAAGAUAAUUAUUUGUAAUUUAACAGUAUAUCCACUAACAAUAUUUAAUUUUCAACAGCUUUAUAUAACGAUCUACAACGGUUGUGAUAUGAUUGUAUAAGAAAUUAAAUGCGCUGCUAUCCGUUUCAUGGGUAAUAUAUCUGCAUUGUUUAAUGGAUUUAUCUUUGACAAUGUCAAUUUCAAAAUACUGUUUUCAUUUAAAUACUACAACCAAAAGAUUUUUUACCUUAAUGAACAUUACUCAGAACGUGAUUCAUAGUCUAACAUGUAUUUACAGUUUUGUUUAAUGUGUCGUGAGGCGUGUAUUUAAAUUUUACAGUCAACAGAUUUCAUACCUUAAACAUUACUCAGACCGUGAUUCAUAGCCUAACGCAUACAGGUUUAUUUAAUGUGUCAUGAGGCGCGUAUAUUUCAUUCCUUUAUGAACAUUACCCAAAAUGCGAUUCAUAUCGAACAUUUACAGGUUUGUUUCCCUUUUAUUUACAUGAAUUUAUUUGAUCCAACUUAUCCUGUGUUGCACAUUUUAGAAGUUACAGACCUCUAUAAGGACCAGAUUGUCCAGUAAUGGUGAUUGUUCUAACCUCACGUUUAGUUGAGGAAAUCAGGUAAAAUGCAAAUGUAUUCCAAACGACGACAUGAAAAGUUUUAAAAAGGGUACCUAAUUGGAUGUUUUAACGUUGGAAUUCUUUUAGAUUUGUGUAGUUAUCAUAAAUAUACACUUCUAUUUAAGAAAUCGCUAACUGCAAUCAAGAAGGCGUGUUACAGGACAAAAGUUGGCAAAUAUAUACCGUCUUAUUGGUACAUAUGUAGCAUACAUACGCUUUAACUAAUCAGGUAAUUGGGCUAUGAUUUACAUACUGAAAAUAUGAAUGUUUUAGGCUGUAGUUUGUUGUAUGUAUUAUCAUGUUUUAUAGCUUUAUACUCCCUGUAUAUUCAAGAGAUAUUGAUGUACCUAUUUAACUAUAGAUAAACAUUCCGUAUAGAUCAGCUAAUGUAAGACUUUUAAAAUGUACACAAAUCAAAACUACAUAUUAAUAUUUUUUAAAAAAAUACACCAAGAUCCUCGUUUCCAGAGAUGUUAGUUAUAAUGUUUAAAAAUGUACUUUUGUUAUGUAUGUAUUCUAAAGUGCAGUAAAAAAUGCGACAAAUGCAACUUCGCCCGUUCUACAGAAAAUGGUAUGCUGAAGGGCUAAUUUAGGUAUUGCAAAAAAAAAAAAUAGUUUAGGCCUUACUAAGUUGUAUUUAUGAUCAUACUUAAUAGUUUAAUACUUCCUGACAUUGAUAUACAUAUAUAACUAUAGGAAAAACUGUCAAUAUAGACCAGAGAGCGGGCGCAGUGGUCCAGUGGUAACACUGUCUGACUACGAAACCAGGUGUCGUGAGUUCUAGCCCCCGUUCCU